Messenger RNA from Neogale vison (American mink), 4042 nucleotides. RefSeq names its product vestigial like family member 4 (gene VGLL4). Gene Ontology annotation, molecular function: transcription coactivator binding. The record is from RefSeq and is a predicted model, not a curated record. The transcript is spliced from 5 exons. Gene Ontology annotation, biological process: negative regulation of DNA-templated transcription. NCBI's taxonomy places the organism in Eukaryota, Metazoa, Chordata, Mammalia, Carnivora, Mustelidae. The coding region runs from base 645 to 1535 and encodes 296 amino acids.
GCUGUUUCCUGUCGAGAGCAGCUCAGCCGCAGCCCCUCUGCACAGACUCUCCACCUCCUCUUUCUCUUUCUUUCAAACACUUAAUACAUUUAGAGACUGAUCUUGUGCAGAAAAUAUCCCUGACAUUUGAAGAGCUCCAGGGAUUCAGUGAGCAUGCUCCGUGCUCCCUCCCGCUGGGAAGAGGAAGCUCGUUUACAUACGAGUCAUACCAGGCAUAGCCAGCAUGUCAGCGCAGUUAACUUGCAGCGGGCUGUGAGGAAAGCGAGCGCGGCUUUGUCCUAGGAAAUGUGCUUCGUGUUUUGCUUUUUUCACUCCUUUUUUAUUUCGAAGAAAGAUUCGUAAAGACUUCUGAAACGUUUUUAAGUGCUCGAUUGAGGAUACAAAACAUACACCGUCUACAAUUAAGCCCUUGAAGGGUUUUUGUGUUUGAUUUUUCGUGCGUGGGUUUUUUUUCCUCUUUUUCUUUCUUUCUUUCUUUUUUUUUUUUAAACUUUUACAUACUUUGUUUUGAUCAUCUGAGGCUGGGCCUCACAGUCUUUGUGAAGUUUGAGAAGAGCCAGGAGCUACUCAGUAAUAAUUGAUUUUUUGAAACGUACUCUUUUGGGGCAAAAGCAAAGAGCUGGUUUUCUGUGCGAGCCCAAUAAAUGCUAUUUAUGAAGAUGGACCUGUUGAACUACCAGUACUUGGACAAGAUGAACAACAAUAUCGGCAUUCUCUGCUACGAAGGUGAAGCUGCUCUCAGGGGAGAACCCAGGAUGCAGACCCUCCCUGUGGCUUCUGCCCUCACCAGUCACCGCACAGGCCCUCCGCCCAUCAGUCCCAGCAAGCGGAAGUUCAGCGUGGAGCAAGGGGACGACGACCUGGACUGUGAAAACGACCAUGCUUCUAAGAUGAGUCGCAUCUUCAACCCCCAUCUGAACAAGACUGCCAAUGGAGACUGCCGAAAAGACCCCCGGGAACGGAGCCGCAGCCCCAUCGAGCGUGCCGUGGCCCCCACCAUGAGCCUGCACGGCAACCACCUGUACACGUCCCUCCCCAGCCUCAGCAUGGAGCAGCCCCUCGCUCUGACCAAGAACAGCAUGGACGCCAGCAGGCCGGCUGGCAUCUCGCCCACGCUGACCCCAGUGGAGCGGCAGCAGAACCGGCCUUCGGUGAUCACGUGCGCCUCGGCCAGCACCCGCAACUGCAACCUCUCCCACUGCCCCAUUGCGCACAGCGGCUGUGUCGCGGCGGGGCCAGCCAGCUACCGGAGGGCCCCGAGCUCCACCACCACCUGCGACCCCGUGGUGGAGGAGCACUUCCGCAGGAGCCUGGGCAAGAACUACAAGGAGCCUGAGCCAGCGCCCAACUCCGUGUCCAUCACAGGCUCCGUGGACGACCACUUUGCCAAGGCCCUGGGUGAUACGUGGCUUCAGAUCAAGGCGGCCAAGGAUGGCGCGUCCAGUAGCCCUGAGUCAGCCUCGCGCAGGGGCCAGCCAGCCAGCCCCUCCGCGCACAUGGUCAGCCACAGUCACUCCCCCUCCGUGGUCUCAUGAAGGGAGUGCCACCCUCAAACAAGAUGUCAAUCUGCAUGGUUUGCCUGAGCUUUGAACAGUCAGUGCUUAAAAAAAACACAAAAACAACAAAAAAAAAUUGUCUGGGUGGGGUAGGGGGAAGGGUAGGGAAGGGAUGGUUUAUUCGCAAAAACCAUGUCGUUGGAUUUUUGUUCUGUUUUUGUACUUGCUUGGUUUAAUACCCGGGGGCCCUCAAACUCGAUACCGGGAGCUGCCCGUGGACCAUCUAACCUAGCGUCCUGCCUUCCUGCCUCAGUUACCAAAGAAAUCUCUGAUGCAGGUCUGCUGCCCCGUCGGGGGCCAGGACUCCAUGGCGCACGCUUUCUCAGUCACAAGCCAUGACGUUGGUGACCCAGAUGCUUCGUGCUUUUCAAUUUGCUUCUUGAGACCGGGGUGUGUGUGUGGCUUCGCUUCCAUUGCGUGUUUGGUCCGGGCCGCAUGUGAGUGCGUCUGCGUGCGUGCGUCUACUUGAAGAGAACAGAGAACUGUCGCGUCUGAUUUGCACUAUUGGAGGAGGGCUAAAGUUGCCUGCCUGACAGCUUUCUGUGAGAUGCUAGUACUCUGAGGGCAAACUGCUGAAAAACAAAGGGUUUAAGGAUGACAUUUCUGACCAUUUGUGUGUUGUUUGUUUUUUUAAAUUUAGACAAAACAGCUUUGGAAGGGGAAGUCUCAUACAGGUUAUAGGUCUUUCUCUCUAGAUUUCAGGUGCUUGCAACUGGACUGCAGACUCUACCAAUCACGGGCAUUCUCCCUUUCCUAAACACUGCAGUUUGUUAGACUAGAGCUGAGGUUGGAGGAUUCUGUAGUGCUUUCAACGUGAUGCAUGUUUUAAUGGAGAAAAAUAGCUGGUUUCUAUUAAUUGUAUAGAUAUAGUAAACAAGAACCUUAAUACUUACUAGCUUCUUUUCAGAAUUAGUUUAUUUUUGUCAUUUACAGUCCUAGAUAUACUUACUGCUGGUACAGUUGUACUCUGAGAUUUGUUUGAUAUUCACAUUACUCCUGAGUCGUGUGGGGCUGGCAGGCCCUGGAGACGGGCAGGCCAGUUGUGGGUCAGCCGCCAUGUUAGGAUGCUGGAGGUUUUUGCUGCCAGCUGACGUUUAUUUUUUGCAUCCCUGUCUGCUUAUUACUAGCUACCAGGGGAGUUGGGGUUUGUGUCUUCCAACUUCCCUCCAUGCAGAAACUGCUCCCUUUCAACCUUCUUGGCUGAACAGCAGAUUACUGACAAUCUGUGAUAUGGUAUUUUGUGUGCUUCCUCGUACUCUGGGGCCAAGGCAGUAUACAUUCCUCUGACUUUAUACAGUUAUCACUGCAUUUAUUAUCGUUUGCUAGAGUAAUAGCUACUAACUAGAAAUUAGGCAAAGAAGAAAGCAUGACGGACACAGCUGUGGAUGUUCAACAGCUGCUCCUCUUUUUUGGUAAAUGUACAUUUCUAUCCCACCCCCACCCCACCCCCCGCCCCGUUCCAGCCUCUAGAAGGCCACCAGAGGGCUUACAAAGUUGCCUGGCCAGGUGACAACAGGUGCGCCCGCCUCCCCUGUGAGGCACUGUGGACGCCCGGGAGCCCUCGAGGCUGGUUUUCUGUAUAAGAAAAACACAGGUUAGCUGGUUAAUUGUAAAAAUUGUCACUGGGCAAAAAGGUCAGCAGAUCAGCUCUUGUGGUCCCAGGGUGGUUGCAGGUGUUUCCACAGGCAGAAGAAAAGCCCUCUCCUCUUGCCCCUGCACACAUUUCACCCCCCGUAACUGGGCUUCCAGGCUUUCGCAUUCGGGCCCCUAUAUUUUCUGUAGGAAAAAUCGGUGAGAACACUUUUUUUAUAUAGGUAACUUUAAGACCAUCAUUACGCUGUGCGUAAAGAAUGUACAGAGAAAUUUGUAGGUAUUUUUUGAAGAACAAUUAAUUUGUUAAUGAUAUGUAGCUAUUUAAUUUCCCCUUUCCCAUUGUAAUCAUUCAUUUUUUUUUUUUUUUGAAAAAAAAGUUGAUCUUUUUUUUUUUUUUUUUUUUUGUGUCGUAGAUUUGUCUGUAAAAGUGCAGGAACACAGUUACUCUAUGAGAACACUGCAUCUGCCUUAAUAGCCACUAGUUUGUUAUUGCUCCAGGCUACUGAGCGCUGUGGCGGAAAAGCAGCCGCCGCUGGCGGGCUCUGGGAAGGGCAGGCUCCUCGGGCAGUGGCCUGUCGGCGCCCGGCACUGACCUAUCUGGGAUAGGCGGGCCCCUGGAGGGGCCCCGGGCACACAGGGAAGCAGAAAACCAAACAUUUCACUGGGAAAGGACACACUCCCUGGCCUCAGGAGGAGCACAGUGAGUUCUUCACAGAGCCACGCCGUCGCAGUGCGUUCUGACCGUUCUCUCUCCAUGUUUGUAAAUCUGUAAUAUACCAUUCUCUGUGGCCUGUUUUUCCUGGAAGAAGAAGAAAAAAAAGGUUUGGCAGGCCAUCUUUUUUUUGUACUUAAAAGUAGCCUUAAGAACAAUAAUAAAGUGCUCUUAAACCACA